Sphaeroforma arctica JP610 is the source of this 672-nucleotide messenger RNA. RefSeq lists its product as hypothetical. Lineage: Eukaryota; Ichthyosporea; Ichthyophonida. The transcript has 2 exons. The record is from RefSeq and is a predicted model, not a curated record. Bases 1 to 672 code for a protein of 223 amino acids.
AUGUCAGCCUCAUCGUCCAACCCCGACGCGCCCGUCUCCAACACCAAUCCCAGUGCCAGCAGUGCCAGCAACUCACUGCUGACCAAAGCCAAGCUCACCAGCCACAGCUGGGUCACUGCAGCCUCGCCCAAAAUUAAGCACAAGCACAAGGUGCCUCCGCUGCCACGCAUGACGCCGCGUGUGUCGAGUGCGGGUGUGUCACCAAUGCCUGACACCAACCUGGUGGACUUCCUCAUGACCGCACGCCAUAGUAAGACCAAGACGCCCCGCUCACGCAGCAUGAGCAGCAGCGGCGGCAAGGCCAAUGAGGUGCGGCGCGCGGUGAACCGGUCGCCUGGGCUGAAGCGCCAGGGCUUCUCUCUACCCACGCUGCGGCUGGACGGCACCAAGUACCGUGAGAUCUGCAACCUGACCACCCACGGGUUUAACCCGUUCAUCUUCCGCAGUGUGGUGUACUACGGCCCUCUGUUACUUAAGACGGGCGUGAAGAAGUGGCGGCGUGUGUUUGGGAUUGUGUGCGGUAAUUCGUACAUGUACAUUGUGGACGAGGACAUGGCCAACAAACCAGCCAAGCACGCGACCACCAGACACCCCACCACCAAGACAGCCUUCACCCAGCCUCUCAUGCAGCUGACUAUUCUCCGGUGUGUGCGCGUGCCUGUGGCCCAGUGA